Dentiscutata heterogama is the source of this 234-nucleotide messenger RNA. The record is from the annotation of a GenBank genome assembly. NCBI's taxonomy places the organism in Eukaryota, Fungi, Glomeromycota, Glomeromycetes, Diversisporales, Gigasporaceae.
GGCUUGAAAAAGUAAUGCCUAAAGAGAGAGAUCAUACAUGGAUUCCAUUAUUUGGUAAAAAUGUUGUCAUUGUAUACGGUGAUCCAAUUGAUUUUAAAGAUAUUCUCGCCAAUUAUCAUGCUGGAAAGACUGAUGAAGCUACAACGCGAAUCAUUAUUACUAAUGUAAUAUUUCGUACAAUGGCUGGAUUAAAAAAAAAAUCAGAGUUAUUAGAAGCCAAAAAAUUUAAAGAAA